AUGCCUCUCAACAGGCCCUCUGCUACGCCGGCCAGCCCAGUAUCAACCUCUACUCAGCUCCCAGAAACACUGCAUAACCAGCAGUAUCAACCUGUACUCAGCUCCCAGAAACACUGCAUAACCAGCAGUAUCAACCUGUACUUCAGCUCCCAGAAACACUACAUAACCAGCAGUAUCAACCUGUACUUCAGCUCCCAGAAACACUACAUAACCAGCAUAUCAACCUCUACUCAGCUCCCAGAAACACUGCAUAACCAGCAGUAUCAACCUGUACUCAGCUCCCAGAAACACUGCAUAACCAGCAGUAUCAACCUGUACUUCAGCUCCCAGAAACACUACAUAACCAGCAGUAUCAACCUGUACUUCAGCUCCCAGAAACACUGCAUAACCAGCAGUAUCAACCUGUACUUCAACUCCCAGAAACACUGCAUAACCAGCAGUAUCAACCUGUACUUCAGCUCCCAGAAACACUGCAUAACCAGCAGUAUCAACCUGUACUUCAGCUCCCAGAAACACUACAUAACCAGCAGUAUCAACCUGUACUUCAGCUCCCAGAAACACUACAUAACCAGCAGUAUCAACCUGUACUUCAGCUCCCAGAAACACUACAUAACCAGCAGUAUCAACCUGUACUUCAGCUCCCAGAAACACUACAUAACCAGCAGUAUCAACCUCUACUCCAGUUCCCACUCUCAGUCUCCAACUGUGCUGUGUGUGCUGUGGGUUCUGUCCGGCCUGGCGCUCCAGACCAGCAGUUGCCCCCCCCCCUGCCUCUGCAGCGCCGGCCUGGUGGACUGCAGCGCCCGCGGCCUCUCCUCCAUCCCCCCCCACCGCAGCCUCCCCCCGGGCACUCGCAUCCUCCUGCUGCCCAACAACCGCCUCUCCUCCCUGACCGCCGGCGCCCUCGCCAACCUCACCUCCCUGGAGAGCGUGGACCUCUCCAACAACUACCUGGACAACCUGCCCCCCGCCCUGUUUAAGGACCUGGGCAACCUCACCCAGCUGUCCCUCCACAACAACUCGCUCACUACCCUGGAGAGGGAGCUGUUCCUGGGGCUGGGCGCGCUCCAGCGCCUGGACCUGUCCCUCAACGGGUUGUCGACCGUACCCCUGGGGCUCUUGGAUGAGCUCCAGAUGCUGCGCUGGCUGUCGCUGGCCGGGAACAGGCUCCAUGGCCUGGAGAGGGCUGCCUUCGAGCCCCUGGCCAACCUCCAGCACCUGGAACUGGGGGGAAACCCCUGGGAGUGUGACUGCAACCUCAGGGAGUUCAAACACUGGAUGGAGUGGCUGGUGUAUAGAGGAGGGAAAGUGGAUGCGUUGGAGUGCACCCUCCCCAAGGACCUGCGGGGGCGGGACAUCCGAGGGGUUCCCGUGGAGAUGUUCAACUACUGCCUCCAGUUGGAGGACGAAAACGAAGGGGGCGAGGCCAAAAGAGGAGGCGGGGCGUCGCCGCCCUGUAGCCGCGCCCUCCCCCCCGCCGGCCCCGCCUCCCCCACCGCGGAGCCCGUCGCCCCGGGCGACCCCGCGGCUUUACCGGACUGCGUGCGCCAGCGGUACAAGCCGGUGAGCGUGCGGCGGGCCAUCGGCACGGUGGUCAUAGCGGGCGUGGUGUGCGGCAUCGUCUGCAUCAUGAUGGUGGCGGCGGCGGCCUACGGGUGUAUCUACGCCUCGCUGAUGGCCAAGUACCAGCGAGAGCUGAAGAAGAGGCAGCCGCUCAUGGGAGACGGGGAGGGGGACGGAGACCCGGAGGAGAAACAGAUCUCCUCUGUGGCCUAGAGAGGUCAGGGGUCGUGGGGUAGAGGGGUUAGGGGUCGUGGGGUAGAGGGGUCAGGGGUUUUAGGGUUGAAAGGUCUGGUGGGAGAGAGAGGCGACUUCCCUGGUCUAUGAACAUUCCUCCUUCCUUCUUCCUCCUCCUCCCUAGGUUCUCUCCUGUGUGGAUUACUAACAAGGACUACACCUUCUCCUCUUUCGCCUCCUCCUCCUCACCUUUCUCCUCCUGGACUAACAGACCCCAGGACAGUAUGAACUUCUAUGGGAGAACCUGUGGAGUAUGACACUGGCCUCAAAUGCCUUCCUCUGCCCACCCAUGCCCAGCACCCCGAGUACCCUGAGGCCUCCAGGCCCUCUCACCCUGACCAAGCCCUCUGGCCCCUCUGCCCCCCUCCCCCAAGCCCCUACACCCAUACAGACCCAUAAAACCAUUCCUGGUAUGGACUACAAAUCAGGUCAGCAUGACAUUAAAAAGACUAUAAACUCCAGACUCCUGCACUUUACUUCCUGUUAGCCCAUCUGGCCCCUCCCACCCUCCUUGUCCAUCCUGCCUAUCCCCUAAGAUGGUCGCCCUACCCGGAAGGGAUUUUAAUAAACAAAGGGAUUCAAAGACGCUGCUAUUCUCCUCCUCCUUUCCUCCUCCCUCUAUCACUAUCUGGAAGAUUCCCUACUUACAGACUUGUUUCUCUCCUCUUCAUCCCUCCAGCCCUCUCUGUGUAGUUGCUAUGAAAAAACAGCUGGCCCUGCCCACUAUUGAAUCUUCUGGAAAACAACAGUAUAUUGUCCUCUGUAUCUCUACGAUAAGGAUGAUGAUAGUCAUCAUUUUAAUUAAUAUUAUUAAUGUCUGUACGGUGUGGUGUGAAUCAACUCUCCCAGUAUUCAUAUAUGUUAAUUUGUUCUCCAGAAUUAUAUUAAUAUUGUUUGUUUUGUUUUUGUUUGGGUAUUUAUGUAACUGUACGUUUGUUUGUUUUAGUAGCAGUGGAUAGAUACACUCAGACCACUGGUCUGCAGUUUAGUAAAUGUGGAUUAAAAAGUAGCAAGAUUAAUCCAUCUUUGUAGUUUUGUGUCACAGGAGGGAAUACUCUGAUAAAGUCUCUGUCAGGCUGAGAACCCAGAGAAUUA
Molecule: messenger RNA, 2892 nt
Organism: Osmerus eperlanus (European smelt)
Lineage: Eukaryota; Metazoa; Chordata; Actinopteri; Osmeriformes; Osmeridae
Gene: lrtm2a
Product: leucine-rich repeats and transmembrane domains 2a
Cellular component (GO): extracellular matrix
Molecular function (GO): protein binding
Source: RefSeq, a predicted model, not a curated record